AUCAAACGUAUUCCCUCCUGUCAAAAGUAUUGAUACAACCAGUCAUGCCGUUGUAAGAAUAUAAUUAAUGUGCGCGCCGCAAGUAGACUAGCGGAUAAGAGCUUUGGGCCAGUAAGAAAGGUUCCCCUAUAAGAUAAUACAAAUCGCUGGUUCGAAACCCUGAGCCGACUAGGUGAAAAAUUUGUCAAUCUGAACCUGAGCAAGGCACUUAACCCUAAUUGCUCUGGAUAAGAGCAUCUGCUAAAUGACUAAAAUGUUAUGUAUUUCCUGUGACAUACUUUGUUGACAUAUGAAACAUUUUACACAUGUUACUAUACAAGUUGUCUCUUUCUCUCUCAACCACUGUCAGCGACCUCUGCUUGCUGUUCCUUCACAAACUCCCAACCCCCACCACACCUCACCAUCAACUGGGUCUCCUGUGUGUGUUUGUGUGUGUGUUAAACCCCUCAGGAAUGUGGUUUUGGCUAUGGGGCGGGUGCUCGCUGUGCACCCUGCAGACCGGGGCGCUACAAAGAGGAAGCAGGAGGGCAGAAAUGCAAGCCGUGUCUAUCAUGUGCCCACACCAGCCGCCUCCAUAGAGCCAACUGCACCACCACAGGAAACGCUGUGUGUGGAGACUGUCUGCCCGGGUUCUAUAGGAAAACCAAGCUGAGUGGGUUUCAGGACAUGGACUGUGUACCCUGUGGAGACCCUCCUCAUGCCUAUGAGCCUCUCUGCAGUAGCAGGGUGAACCUGGUGCCCCUUUCGUCUGUUGUGGCAAGCUCCAGGGACACUGUCCUGGCUGUAGUCAUCUGCAUCGCUCUGACUUCUGUCCUACUGGCCCUAAUGCUUUUCUGUACCAUCUACUGCAAAAGACAGCUGGAGAAGAAACCUCAUGAGCCAUGCCAGGGUGGUAGCUGCCAUGAUGCAAAGUUCCCCAGCUUUGAGAAUAUUCAGGACCAUCAGCUAUAUCAAAUCACCUCAAACUGCUACCAUGGCACAGGCAUAACUUGUGGUCAAGUGAAGCUUUUCCCUUAUCAGUUCUCUGAGGAACCUUGCAGCAUGGAGAACAGCAAUGGUAUGGCCACAUAUCCUGCCUGGGACUCACAGAGAAGACCACUAGAGAACACACUGCCCAGUAAGCUGAACCAUGACCUCUAUCAAACUGAUGUGGAAGUGUCUGAUGAGAAGACGUGGACCCAUACUGUAUUAAACUAAAGAUCUGGGAUUCACUAAACUGUACUGAGUAGGCCUAAAAGCAGAGACCAUUUCUUCAUGAGGAUAACCUUUGAUAUGUUGACUGUCAUCAUAACAGACUUGUUGUUAUGUGAAAGACAUUGCAACUGCUGACAGAAACGUGACUUGCUGGUUUCAAAGCCAUUCAAACGUGUAUUUUCUGCUUCUGUUAUUUUCCAGAGCUCAUCUCAUUGACAUGUGUGGGCCAAUGUCUGAUAUAGUGCAGGUUUAAAUUUAACCAAUUCUCUUGGAUUUUUAAAAAUGUUAAAAUAUGUACAAUGUAUACAUUUAAAAAGCUUGUAAUUUACAGUCUCAUCCAAAAUGAUUGGCACCCUUGAUAAAGAUGAGCAAAAAAUUCUGAGCUAUUGUAUUUUAUAGUAGUACAAAUGCUUAGAAAAAGAUUGUUUAACAAAUAAUAAAACAUCUCAAAAUGAU
Molecule: messenger RNA, 1650 nt
Organism: Oncorhynchus kisutch (coho salmon)
Lineage: Eukaryota; Metazoa; Chordata; Actinopteri; Salmoniformes; Salmonidae
Product: tumor necrosis factor receptor superfamily member 19
Exons: 5
Coding region: 667-1197 (176 amino acids)
Biological process (GO): positive regulation of canonical NF-kappaB signal transduction; positive regulation of JNK cascade
Cellular component (GO): plasma membrane
Molecular function (GO): signaling receptor activity
Source: RefSeq, a predicted model, not a curated record